CUAUUAACCCCCCCCCCCCCGCCCCGAAGUCCCAUUCGACAGGACUUGGUUGAAUGAAUUGUUAGUGGCGUGCAUCUCCACAUUUUCCCCUUGCUUUUACAUUGGAAGCGUGAACCGGAAGUAGCUUAGUUUCCACACAGUAACUUGGCAGUUGCUAUGACAAAGCGCCUCGAGAGUCCGAGAAGAGUUGAAGCUGCGGGCGCGACUGAGAAGACAGCACAUUUCGGAGACGAGCAGUGGCCGCAUCACAGGAUUAUUUGACUGUUUUUUUUUUUAAUUUUUUUUUAUCCAAUUUCUCUUUUUUUUUUGCUCAAGACUAUUGUCGCUUUUUUUCCAAGCAUUUUCCCCAAUGAGAAACACUUUGAUUUCGCUAUCCACCUUUGUUUUGCUUUAUUUUUUUUUUCUUUUAAAGAUUUAACUCCCGCCCGGAGUGACUGAUGACCGAUCACCAAAAGAAAUUCCCCCACUGAUGGCAGGGAUGACGAAUGAGACGUGGACACACUCGUCAUACGUGCCCCAUUAUCUCCUGCGUGGCGAUCCUUUUGCCUCAAGACUCUCGAGAGAGGCAGACAUUGUGGCAGCUUUUUAUAUCUGCAUUAUAGGUAUUAUGUCCGCAACGGGGAACGGAUAUGUCUUGUACAUGACUAUCAAACGCAAAACGAAGUUGAAGCCACCGGAACUGAUGACAUUGAAUUUAGCCAUCUUCGACUUUGGCAUCUCAGUGACAGGAAAGCCCUUUUUUAUUGUUUCUAGUUUCUCCCACCGUUGGUUGUUCGGUUGGGACGGCUGUCAGUUCUACGGCUGGGCGGGCUUUUUCUUUGGAUGCGGGAGCCUCACCACCAUGACGAUGGUCAGCUUGGACCGAUACUUCAAGAUCUGCCAUCUCCGAUACGGGACGUGGUUGAAACGGCAUCACGCUUUCCUCUGCUUGGCCUUCGUGUGGCUGUAUGCCGCCUUUUGGGCCACCAUGCCCCUGAUAGGCUGGGGAAGCUACGCCCCGGAACCAUUCGGGACCUCCUGCACGCUGAACUGGUGGUUGGCGCAAUCCUCCGUGUCCGGCCAAAGCUUCGUCAUGUCCAUUCUCUUCUUCUGUCUCGUCCUUCCGACCGGCAUCAUGGUCUUCUCCUACGUGAGGAUCAUCUGUAAAGUCAAGUCUUCCGCAAAGGAAAUCUCACACUUUGACGCCCGGAUCAAUAACAAUCAAAACCUGGAGAUCAAACUGACAAAGGUGGCCAUGCUGAUCUGCGCGGGAUUCCUGAUCGCUUGGAUCCCGUACGCGGUUGUGUCCGUGGUGUCGGCGUUUGGGGAGCCAGACUCGGUGCCGAUACCCGUGUCUGUCAUUCCCACUCUCCUCGCCAAGUCCUCCGCUAUGUACAAUCCAAUCAUCUACCAGUUAGUGGACCUGAAGAACUCCUGCUCGCCCUCCUGUUUCAAGGCCCUUGGGAAACGCCGGCAUUUUCGAAAGUCCAGGUUCUACGCAAUUUCUGGCUCACUGAAGGACACACCGGCACCGAAAGAAGUUCAGGUUGAAAUGUGAGACGGACGGAACGUGUGGCCAGCUUGGGAUGCUUUGCCUCCUUCCGCGUCUUCUGCGCCUUGCACUUUGCCCAUUUAAAUGCUGCCUAUUAUCUCCAGUGACAAGACCAAGCUCUUUGCAUUAUCCCUAAAUCGGGAUCACGCCAGGCUGGUUCACACCUACACUGAAAUUUGGCAUCCUUCCGGCAGCUGGCCACCUCCUCCCCUUCCUCCACCAAAAAGCACUUUCCAGAGAGGUUGCAGUAGUGUUGCCGUGUCAUGAAAUGUCUUGACUCACUUUGGCAGUACUGGAGGCAUACUGUCAACGUCUGCAAACAUUUUUUCUAGACACCAAUUUACUGUCCCCUCAACCAAUAUUGACUCUGAACGGAAGAUGUUUUGCAUGAAUAGUUGUGACUGGAAGCUCAAUGCAAAGUAUUGACCAAUCACAUGACGCGAACGAUUGAUGGAUCUGCAACAAAACUGUAAAGUAGGACAACAAAUAUAUGCGCCGUCUGAUAGUGUCAGCACUGAGCACACACUCUCCAAACUGAAGUGUUUGGACACCCCCCCCCCCCCCCCCCCCCCCCCCCCCCCCACCCUGUCCUGAACACCUGACAUGACCCUGCGCCUUUUGUUGUCAUGCUGUUAGGCUGUGAUUUAAACCAAACGUAAACCCAACAUAUUUUGGGAGGUGUUGUGUAUAUACUCACAUAUAGAUUUACUCGACAUGAUUCAUGUUCAAUUUCAGCAUAGAUCACUGAUGGGGUUUUUUUUGUGGUAGCUAUGGCAAAGUGACGUUGCACGUUUCCGUGAUGUGGCAUCGUGUCAUGAUGAAGACGAAUUACAAAACAGUCACAAUAUUUACGAGCCGUCAAAAUGUGGUUCGUUUCGUCGUGCUUUGACCUGUGUUUAAGUUUCAUCUGAUACCGUCUGAAUCUUUCACCAAGUAUGCAAAACCUGCUUUUCUAACUUCAUUUUAGUGUGACGUCGAACCAGCACGAACUGAUCGCUAUAAUCGCGCUGAAA
Hippocampus comes (tiger tail seahorse) is the source of this 2544-nucleotide messenger RNA. It is a transcript of the gene opn5, whose product is annotated as opsin 5. Gene Ontology annotation, molecular function: G protein-coupled receptor activity. Gene Ontology annotation, biological process: visual perception; G protein-coupled receptor signaling pathway. The transcript has 7 exons. Lineage: Eukaryota; Metazoa; Chordata; Actinopteri; Syngnathiformes; Syngnathidae. Gene Ontology annotation, cellular component: membrane. The record is from RefSeq and is a predicted model, not a curated record. Bases 470 to 1537 code for a protein of 355 amino acids.